AUGGAAAUUUUUUAUGAGAUGACAAGUGGAUAUUGUUAUUCACUCCAAGAGAGUGUUGAAUACCUGGAUGAACUUGAACGCCUGAAGAAAAGGGAAGGAGUCUCUCAUCAGGAUGAUCACUUUGACAUCGUCCCAUUGGAGGCAAUGACAGCUUACAAGCCUGUAAUUGCAUGCAAGAGUGGGGGCCUGGUGGCGUCUGUUAAGGAUGGAGGGACAGGAUUUCUUUGUUACUCUACCUCUGAAGAGUUCUCUUUGGCAAUGGCUAAACUCAUUCAGGAUCCGCAGGUGGCAUGCAGGAUGGGCUGA
Molecule: messenger RNA, 306 nt
Organism: Dovyalis caffra
Lineage: Eukaryota; Viridiplantae; Streptophyta; Magnoliopsida; Malpighiales; Salicaceae
Source: the annotation of a GenBank genome assembly